AUGAGCACCUUUUAUGUUAUCAUGGAAAGCCAAAACCACUACACCGAUCUGAAGCGAGCGCCCUCGCCUCAGAUCCGAUUGCUCAAAAUCGAAGCAGCAGAGAACAAUGAGAACAUAAUCAAAGUCAAUCUCCACACCAAAAGCAUGAAAGAAGCGCCUGGUUUCAAUGCUCUGUCAUACGCAUGGGGAGACAAGGACCAAACCACGUCUAUCCUUCUCAAUGGUCUGGGUUUCGAAGUCACCAACAACCUCCACGCUGCCCUGAAAGUCUUGAGAUCUAAAACCAACAACUCAUUUCUGUGGGUCGAUGCAAUAUGCGUAAAUCAGAAAGACGAUUACGAAAGAAGCCAUCAAGUUUCAUUGAUGACUCGCAUCUAUUCCAAGGCUCGCAUAGUCCUGUGCUGGCUGGGACCAGACGUAGAUGACCACUCAAUCUUGCCAUUUCUACGAGGAUGCGUGCAUCACGCGGAUACGUUAAGCUCCCCACAGGCUUUCGCGUCCAAGUCGGAUGCCAUUCGGGAUAUACUUAGUCGACCGUAUUGGUCCAGACUAUGGGUGGUCCAAGAAAACGUACUAGCCAAAGAACGCCUCUUUCUAUGUGAGAGCAACGAGAUAAGCAGUGAAGACUUGGCUCGCAGUCUCAGAUUGCUGAAGGACUUUGUGCAGCUGAUGGCGAGCGAAUUCCAUGGUAGAGAAGUUUUGCAAGCGGCUAGCGACAUCCGUGAUUUUCAUGGAACCAGGAUGGUUGACGGCACCCUGAUGCCAUCUCGACAGCCUCAAAGUCAUACAAUAGCGGAGCAAUUCACCCUGCUGAACGAAAUGAUGAUCGAGACAUCGCGGUUCAAUGCUACGGAUCCCUGCGAUUAUCUCUAUGGCGUCCUCGGUCUGUUUCCUGAUACGACUGUCAUCAUUACGCCAGACUACACGAAGAGCCCGGCUGAGGUUUUCAAGGACUUCGCCCUCCUGACCUUGAAGAAAAAUUUCGGCCUCAUCGCCCAGUCGGGAACUGGACACAAGAACUGUACACGAAUGCGCAGGUCUUGCAAAGAAGUGCCGUCGUGGGUUCCAAACCACAGCGGGCCCUUCGUUGAAAUCCAUAACGGUGUGAGUCUUUUGACGUCCGUUAGGAUUGCCAAGUUUGAGGCUGGGACUUUCUUUCCGCACGGAUGGGAUCUUUCACAAGACAAUAUGGUGCUCCGUGUAAAAGGUGUGCGAGUAGGGCGGGUUAUUUCUCGGUCCAGCCCAGACACCUUGGUUGCUAAGAGAUUGGUGUCGGAUUGGAAGCCCAAUUCGACCUCGAGUCAGCGCCAGCGCAGGGGCCAUCUGAGGGUCUCUAUAUCAGCGUUUGACCGGCGAUCUAACUAA
Messenger RNA from Colletotrichum orchidophilum, 1365 nucleotides. RefSeq lists its product as uncharacterized. NCBI's taxonomy places the organism in Eukaryota, Fungi, Ascomycota, Sordariomycetes, Glomerellales, Glomerellaceae. The record is from RefSeq and is a predicted model, not a curated record. Bases 1 to 1365 code for a protein of 454 amino acids. The transcript has 2 exons.